GCUGCGCCGAUCAUGUGCCGCUGGUUACGCCCACCCCACCGUGCUUUUCCACCCGGUGCCUCGCUGGUGCGUGAGCCUGCAGCAGUGGCCAUGGAGAAGAACUCGUCGUCGUGGGAAAGUGCUGGUGCGCAAUCGCUUGCCUUCUUAGGGAACGCAGCGGUCAGCGGUGAAAGAGAACUUCACUUUCACUUGCGAGAGAUUGGCAUACAAUGCACGGGCUACGAUCAAUGUCUGGGGCUUGUUGUUGUCGCAGCAGCCAGCGCUAUCCUUUGGAAAAUCAUGUUCAAGAGUAGCCUCACAAACAAGCCACAUAAACCAAAAUCACGGAGGCUGCUGUCAGGGGCUCUUCCGCCAGUUUUUCCAAAUGGCUGGAUUCCUGUGCUUGAGUCGUCGGAACUUGUUCUAGGAAAAAUAAAAUCAGUCAGCGCCUUAGGUCAUGAAUUCGUCGCAGUCCGAUGUGAAGACGGAACGGCGCAAGUAUUCGACGCAUACUGCCCACAUUUGGGCGCCCACCUGGGAAUGAUGGGCCGUGUGGCGGGAGACAUCCUCGAGUGUCCAUUCCACGGGUGGAAGUUUGAUUGUAAAAACGGAUCUUGCACCCACGUGCCGUACUCCGCCAAAGCCCCUUCUUUCGUCAAGGUGAAGGUCUGGACGUCUAAGGAACUCCUCGGCCUGGUGUUCGUAUGGUACCACGCAGACGGCAAGGCACCCUCAUGGGACAUACCAGAGGAUAUACUGAGCCACACUCUGGAGUCGAAGUCCACGGGACGAUUCGAGCACUCGGUGCACUGCCACAUCCAGGACAUAGCUGAGAAUGGCGCCGACCCGGGUCACUUCAACAAGAUCCACAAGGCGAGCAGCUUGGUCAACGGCACCGAGUUCGAGAAGGACAUGGGCGAGUCGUGGAAGGGUCGCCUUUUCCAGCACCAAUGGGUGGCUACAUGGAGCCCGAAUAAGCACGAGGCUACGGUGACCAUUGAGGCCUUCAUAUCUAUCCUCGGCUGGAAGCCCGACUAUCUGCGUCAUCAUGUCGAGGCUCGCCAGGUACAUCCAAACAACACACGGAGUUUCUCCUCUUUUCAGACAUUACGUUUAGGUUAGAGCCUGCCAGCUCGUUUUGUUAGAAAUAAUGGGAAAUGUGGACUGAACAGGCCAACAUUUUGCGGUGGAACGGCCGGUUUACUUCAUAGUGCUUGCUGCCUGGUGGAGCAGAUCAACAUUUUGGACAAACAUCUAAUUGUUUUCUUAUCUGAUAAUGAUCCUGAGUAGACGAAUUUUUCCUAGCGCCAAGGAUUAGUGAGCAUGUGGAUGAUUUGGACAUAAAAAUUGUCUUGGGCUGAUCGCCUCAAUCAUCCCAUCAAGACGAUAGCUAUAAACUCUAAGUAAAACUCUUGCUUGGGCUAGUUGGUUCAUGCUUGAAGUAGUAAAGGCAAGGCGCAGAAGGCGCCGGUCCUGUCGUUUGUGUUCUUCUUUCUGAGUCCUGGUCUUCUGCACCUUGCCUUUACUACUUCAAGCAUAAACUCUUUGUGGUCAAGUUGUGUGUGUGGGGACGGGGGGCAUGGCUAGAUGAACAGCUGAAUACUUUAUCGUGAUUAAUCAUGAGAAAUGGCGCUUGCUUUCCAUUAAAGUAACCUGGUACCUCGUAUUGCAGUAAAACAUGUUGUGGGGCUAGUUGGUGCAUAGCUUCUGCUAAUUUGUGCCGCCUGAUUGGUCCGGAUGAUUAAAAAAAAGUAGGGUGUUCUAUUAAGCAUACGAACCCUUUUGUUAAAUGUGAAGAAGGGGUAGUAUACCACAUUCCAUUGAAGUGUGGAAAAGAGUAUGUCGGCCAAACUGGGCGAUGUAUUAAUGAACGCCUGCGCGAGCAUAAGCUUUCAAUGAAAAAUGGAUAUGGUUCUAACUUGCCGCUGCAUUGUAAGGCCUGCGGAAAUGAGGGUGAACGGGUAUGUCAAGCGAGGCUUCAUGAUACGACUAUCAUGUAUAAAAGUAAAGAUUCUGUUGCGCGGGAAUUGUUGGAGGCCAACGAGAUUAAAAAAAGAGGGGACAACUGUGUCAGUACCCCGUCUUUGAAUAUAUACACGAAUGAAUGCAUGUUUUUAGAUAAGUUUUAUAUUUAGAUUAAGCGUGAUUCCCUAUAUCUUCAGUGUUCUCGCACGUGCGCAUUCCCAUAUUCAGUGUCCCUCCUUUUUUUUUUUUUUUUUAUUCUCCUCUCCUCAUGGCUAUAUAAUCAGCCACUUGUCAUUUCAAUAAACAGUUGCAAGUAGCGCCUUGUCCUGUCUGCUUUUCUUCUUGUGUGCUGUCACUUUUUGGCGCUUAUUCUAUCGAAACCUCGUAUUGAACUGUUACGUACAUACGUUACGUAUGGCUAAAGGGUAGCUUAGCCCCUAGAGCUUCUGAAAAGUGCCACAAAUUGGUGGUCUGCGGCGACAUCUAGGUGAUAUACCGUAGAUUUUUUUUUGUGUUCGUAACAAUGGCUUUUUCAGGUUGGUACACGGCGUUUAUAGGAUAACUUUUCAUUGUUAGUACAGGACGUUCGUAGCAGAAUAUGUGCGCGACACCUUGAAGUCAGGAGCGUUUUACUUGUCGUGGGGAUCGAGGUGCCAUCCCGCGUCUGAUCCCCCACCUCAAUAGUGGUGACGGUUACUUGUGCUCUAUCUCCGGAUAUCCGCCAACUACCUUCCCGCGCCAACCGUGCUUCUCCCUCCUGUCGUCGAGUUAUACGCUCGAGCACACACCACCGUGUGCGCUUUGAUUGGCCUCCCCGUGAAUAAACACCUCUAUUCUGGAAAGUAGCAACAGCCUCCGUCGCGCGCGCUGCGCACGGUACGCUUUUUCUGCCAGCGGCCGCCGGGAGCU
Messenger RNA from Dermacentor andersoni, 2853 nucleotides. The record is from RefSeq and is a predicted model, not a curated record. NCBI's taxonomy places the organism in Eukaryota, Metazoa, Arthropoda, Arachnida, Ixodida, Ixodidae.